GAUAUGUUCAUAUCACACAUGCGCUUGCUUUAGAUAAUGGUAGCUCCGCCGUCAUAUUGAUUGUUAUCUUUUACAUUCGGUUUGUGGUAGGCCUAGUACUUGGCUAAGUAGAGAGAGAAAAAUCAAAACGUUUUAGUCCGACUUGAAAUUGUAUGAGUUACUUUCUACAAACGAAUUCACCUACGUACGCAGUAAUAUUUAUAGGCUAGCAAAAUGAUCGGCGAUCGGAUUAGACUCAAAAGAAGAUGUGAUACUUGAUAUUAAGGAUAUUUUCGUAAACGGGAAAGAAAUGGCUGGAAGUAUUCACGAGGGCCCUGAAUUUGGGGUCGGGGACUUUGUUUUACUUCACGAUUUAACACUUGAUGCGUUUAUGGAGAAUUUGAAAAUGCGGUACAGUAAAAAUAAAAUCUACACAUACAUUGGGGAGGUGGUGGUGUCCGUGAAUCCAUACAAAACUGUGGACAUUUAUAACCAGACCUAUGUCGAUGAAUACAAAGGGAGAGAAAUCUACGAGAGGCCGCCCCACAUUUUUGCCUUGGCAGACUCUGCGUACAAAACGAUGAAGAGGCAGAGCAAGGACACGUGCAUAGUCAUAUCAGGUGAGUCUGGAGCAGGAAAAACAGAAGCUUCCAAAAUCAUAAUGAGGUACAUCGCCGCGGUAACGAAUAUAGGAGGACAGAAGGAGGUGGAGAGUCGCAAUGAAAUCGAGAGAGUCAAGGACGUGUUGGUGAAGUCCAAUGUCAUCCUCGAAGCUUUUGGUAACGCCAAGACGAACAGAAAUGAUAAUUCCAGUCGGUUUGGAAAGUACAUGGACAUCAACUUUGACUUCAAAGGGGACCCUAUCGGGGGGCAUAUCAACAACUACCUGCUGGAGAAGUCCAGGGUGGUUCAUCAACAGCCCGGGGAGAGGAACUUCCACUCGUUCUACCAGCUGCUGUACGGAGCCAAGGAUGACAAGCUGAAAGAGUACAAACUAGUCCGCGAACCCCAAAAGUACUUCUACGUCAAUCAGGGAGGGGACCCAAAGUGUGCCACAGUACAUGACAGAGAUGACUAUCGGUCAGUUAUGAAUGCCCUAAAAGUCAUGGGAUUCUCUUAUGCCCAUGCAGAGGCUUUGUGGAAAAUUGUGGCUGCCAUUCUACAUCUGGGUAACAUGGAGUAUGUUGCCAUUGACGACCAUGACCACGCAGGGGUGUCUGAUGAUUCGUUACUAGGCAACAUUGCCACAUUGCUAUCGGUAACCAAGGAGAACCUGAAGAAAACUCUGUGUUCCCGAGUCAUCGCCGCAGGAGGUCAGGUGGUGGAGAAACAACUGACCUUGUCUGAUGCUAUGUAUGCCAGAGACGCUUUUGCCAAGGCGAUGUAUGACAGGAUGUUCACCUGGAUUGUGGGUAAAAUUAACGAAGCCAUUGAUCCAAAGGCCAGUGGAAUCGCCUAUGUGGGCAAAAAUACAGUGAUCGGUGUUUUGGAUAUCUACGGAUUUGAAAUCUUUGACAACAACAGUUUUGAACAACUUUGUAUCAACUACUGCAAUGAAAAACUCCAGCAGCUAUUUAUAGAACUCGUUCUGAAACAAGAACAAGAGGAAUAUCAGAGGGAGGGCAUAGAAUGGCAGCACAUCGAUUACUUCAACAACAAAAUCAUCGUGGACCUCAUCGAGGCACAACACAAGGGAGUUCUGGCCAUCCUGGAUGAGGCGUGUCUUAGUGUGGGAAAGGUCACAGACGAGAUGUUUUUAACGGCCAUGGCACAGAAGUUAGCGAAGCAUGACCAUUUUACCUGUAGAUCUCUGGACCCUUCGGACAAGACUUUACAGCAUGCUUGUGACUUCCGGAUUAAACACUAUGCAGGGCAGGUGACGUACCAGGUGCCGGGAUUCAUUGAUAAAAACAGAGACACAUUAUUCCAGGAUUUUAAAAGACUCUUAUAUAACAGUGAUGAAGACAUCUUUAAGUUGAUGUGGCCUGAGGGAGCCCAACACAUAACAGAAACCACAAAAAGGCCAAUCACAGCUGGCACCAACUUCAAAAACUCCAUCAUAGCUCUGGUGGACAUCUUAGCCACAAAAGAGCCCCAUUAUGUGCGGUGCAUUAAGCCCAAUGAAAUUAAAUCUCCGAGUGCGUUCAAUGAUGAGCGAGUGAGACAUCAAGUUAUGUACCUGGGUCUGAUGGAAAACGUGCGGGUGAGGAGAGCUGGCUUCGCCUUCAGAAUCAGCUACGUCAGGUUCCUCCAAAGGUAUAAAUGUACCACUGCCUUCACCUGGCCUGUGUUUGAGGGGUCAGACAUCGAUGGAUGUAAGAAAAUCCUGCGGUCCCUGGGCCAUGAAGGAGACGUCAAGUACGGCAAAUCCAAGGUCUUUAUCCGCUCUCCUCAGACGCUCUUCUCCAUCGAGGAGACGCGGUCACGAAAAAUCCCAACUAUUGUGCUGUAUUUACAAAAGAUGUGGAGAGGAGCCAAUGCUCGAAGGAGGGCAAAGAAAAUGAGGGCCAUAUACUUAAUAAUGAACCGCUUCAAGAAAUACAAGAUGAGGCAGUACAUUCUGAAUGUUGUAGAAAAGUUUAGGAAUGUGAAAAAGAUGAAGGACUACGGGAAACAUGUUGAAUGGCCACGCCCCCCUUCUGUACUACAUAGUUUGGUGGAACUGCUGAAGAGAACACAUGGACGAUGGAGAGCAAGAAUGAUUCUGAAAGAUGUUCCCAAAUCUGAAUGGCCAAUAUUGAGGUUAAAGGUUUGUGCUGCAUCAGCCUUAGGAGGUCGAAGGUCAGAUUGGGGCUCACGAAGGAAAUGGGAUGGAAACUAUUUAGCAAUGUCGAAAGACAACAGCAACACAGCAGAUUUUGUCACCAAGAUGAAUUCCCUCAAGUCACAUGAUAGCUUCUCCAAGAUUUUGUUCUCCUGUCAUGUGAAAAAGUUCAACAAAAACAACAAGCCAGCUGAUCGGGCAGUGGCAAUUACAGACAAGUUCAUAUACAAGCUAGAUCCCAAGAAGAAAUACAAACCACUGAAAAAAGGAAUCAGUAUAAACAUGGUGACCGGUCUGUCUGUAAGUCCAGGAUCUGACCAGCUGGUCAUUAUCCACCUGUCUGAUGAAAAUGACCUCGUCCUGUAUCUACAGAAUCUGACCAAGGAGGAGAGAGUGGGAGAAGUUGUGGGGACAAUGUGUAGUCACAUGCAAAGAUUUGGUAAAGAACUGAAAGUAACAGUGGGUAAACCAGUGCACUGCAUGCUGGGAAGCAAAAGACGGACAGUAAUAAUUAGGCCAACUGCUGUGAAUGGGGGAGCUACAUUUAAGAAGGAGGGGGCUGAUAUAGCAUUGCUAUUGCCGGAGUCUUAGGGCGAUAAUUACACAUACUGUAUAGUUAGAGUAAAAGAGUAGUGAACACAGAUAAAGGAUAGAGGAAUUCAUUUACUGUUUGUACAGUAUAUUUCAGAGAGUAGUUUGAUAUUAUCAGGAUCCAAGGGACAUUAUCAAAGGGAAAUGUAAGGGUAGAGAUCAAAUGACCAAUGUCAGAUAAAAAAAAAUUAGGGGGAGAUUUAUUGAUUGUACAUUGUUUAACGUCCCUCUCAAGAAUUUUUCACUCAUAUUGUGGGGUGGGGUUAGGGGACAGGGGUGUUAAAAACUCCAGAAAGUUUUUGUCAUCGGACAUCGAUUUUCAUACACUGAAUAUUAUUAUUUUCAGCAUUUAUCAAAUUAGUUUUUAAGGGGGUGGGGGCUGUUGAUGAAAACUAGGUAAAUUUAGAUUUUUGUCGGACGUUGAACAUAUGAUCUCAUCCCUAAGUAAUAGAGAGAAACCAGAGUUGUACAAGUUUGUAGAAUUGCUUUUAUAUCUGGUGUACUUAUACAUUUACUGUGAAUUAAUUGUUUUUUAUGAGGACUUUAUUUUUGCAAGUUUGCAUUGACAUGAAAACAAGCUACUCUUGCUUGAUUUUGUGUACGUAAAUGUUGAUGAACAAAUUAAAUUUAACCCCUGUCUCACAGAUAUAUCAGCAGGGCAAGAAAUAACGAUUACUGAUAAAGUCGUACGAAAUGUACUAAAUGACUUUGCACUGAACACUAUAUGUGGCAGUGACACCAUUGUGGAAUGAAUUUAUAGUUACGAUUCAGGAGUGUGAUUUUUCCUCUUUUCGGAUGAAAUCCUCCGAUUGGCUCAAUUGUAGAAAAAAUGAAACACUCUAGGUUUCAUCUUAAGUGACAGAAAAUUAUAUUUUUCCAGGUAGGGUGAAGUGUUUUCCUCCCUUUUUGACCAGUUUUCCUCUGAUAUCUGAGGAACUCUGUCACAUCCCAGUAAUAUGAUUACAUUGGGCAUGCUGGUAAAUGUUUUUUCAUUCCCUGUGGUUUGCAUGUAAUGGAAUAAACUGAUUUAGUUAAUUGUAGUGGACUGUGGUACGACGAGACAGGGCUUUCUGUCUCAGGCUCUUUGACAAUACCAAGGUUUGCUGUAGUUGGUCCGACAUUUCAUGUACAGUAUUUACAGAAAUAUGUUUUUAUUAUAUUGGGGAAAUAUUUAAUAUACAGACUUAAUUGAUUGCCAUUUGAUGUCAAUUUGAUCAGUUUUACAUGUAUAAUGAAAUGAAUUGUGCAAUGGGUUUGUUUUGCUAUUUAGUGUUCAGUAGAAAAUGUCGUCAUAAUCACGCUAGAUACAGCAUACAAAAUAAGGAUUGUCAUUAAGUACGGUAAUUGUUCCUGAAUUUGAGAUGAAUGCCUAGAAAUCUAUGAAGUCAUUCAUCAUUAGACGAGUAGGAAAAUCUGUUCCUCGUAUGUUAUACGGACUUAUUUCAUCGUGGAUCAUUUUGUGCCCAAUUUGUAUGUGAACAAUCUUUGAGGAGGGGGGGUGUGUUUUUAAGAAAUAAAAUAUAUAUAAUGAAUUUUAAUAGCAACGUGUUUCAAAUCUCUUUACUCAUUACAGGUAUACUUAAUUUUUCAUGAAUUUUUAAGUCAGGUGAAUGAAAUCCACAAAUUAUGUUUAAUAUUAUAUAUAUAUAUGUCCAUUAAUCAUUAUAAACCAGUGAUUUUUCAUAAUGUUCAUCCCAUUUAAAAGAUUAUUGUUCUUUUUCUGUGGGAUGAAAUCCCACAUAGUCCCAAGGCUUCAAUAUCAUGAAAUGGUAUAAAUCCACCGUUACGGUAUCAAUUUGAUUUACUGUACAGCUGUAGGGCCACAUAGAUUCAUGAAGGGAAAUUCCUAUUGACUUCAUUUAAAAAAAAUGUCUAAUUUUUAAGGUGGAAACUUCAAAUUUUAUGUUAAAACAUACUUCACCAUGAGGUUGCAAAUUCCUCAAAUUGUUAGAAUUAUCCAGGAAGUCCAGUAAAUACACGAAUUAGCUCCUCCCCCUUUCCAUUAUGAUUCCCCAGUAUAUCAUUUGAUGUCCUAACGAGGAUGGGAUUUUUGUUGGAUUUUUUUUGUUUGUAAUUUUUGCUUUACAUAAGUUGUAGCUUGUUGAUGCAUAUUAAAGAUUUAUAUUCUAUUAUUAUACAAUCACAUAUGUCUAUAUUUACAUAUUAACAGCUGAAGCUAUAAUUGUGAAUGCAUUUAUUACUUUGUUGUCAAGUUUAACAUAUUGUUCCUGGGAAGAGCAUCUUUUCCUCUGAUUUCCAUCAUUUGCUGUGAUUAUCAACUCUUGCUGUUAGAGAUCUGUUGUUACUCUGUAGGGGUAUUUGUCACUCUGAUCUGCAGGUAGAUUACAUACACAUGUAGGUGUUAAAUUAUAUAUAAAUCAUAUUGAUCUGCUAUCAAAUAAGAAAUAUGUUUACAGACAACUUCAGAACCUUACCAUUUCUGUGCCUGUAUUUGAUUUGGAUUUUGAGAAGGAUAAAUGUAUUGUCAGCUGUGCUAAUUAAGGAGCAAAAUAGUUUCCCAUGCUUGUAACUGUAGUUUGCAGUUUUUAAAUGUGUUGAGCUGAAAGUUUAUUAAAGAAUGUAAUUUUUUACCUUUCAAGAUUUAGUUUGAGAGAGACCCUUUUUGACACUCUACCAAACAAAUGUAAUGUUAUGAUUAUGCCCAUGUGCUAGACAUUUGCCAAUAUAUACAUGUACAUUGUACAUAUCUGUCCACUCUUGCACUUGCUGCUGUUUAGCUGUUGUUGGUAUCAUAAACAUGGAUGGACCCUGGUGUCCUCAUCUAUUUAAACUUGAUGGAAGAGGGCUAUUGGGUUUCAGUAUUGAGUAAGAAAUGAAUCUGAUGUUACAUAUUCAGUCGUUGAAAAACAGCUGCUUGUUAUUGACUUUGACCCCAGCAUGUUUGUAUUAAGAAGGGUCAUUGAAUCCGGAGUUUUAUUAUUUUUUCUGCAUCUAAUGAAUGCCAUUGUGUUUUGGGUAUUGAUUUAAUCAUUGUAACACUAAACAAAAUGAAUACCAAUAGGUUUUUGUUUAUUUGAUAUACAUAGUGGAUAAGAUUGUUGCACUCGAAGAUCGGACUGAAAGUGAAUGUCACUGAGGUGGGUGUUUGUAUGGCCAGUGUAAUGAAAGUAAUCAGGAUACGUCAUUCACAUGGAUUGCAUCAAUUGUAAGGCGUGUAUCUAGAUUUAUUUAUUUGUGGCAUGGUUCUAUGGUAUGACUUUGUGGACACGCUUCCUCGGUAGUUCUCUCAUACGAGUUGGGGGUACUCCAAGUUGAAGUUAGUAAUUCAUUAAAAUCAUAAUUAAUGAAAGUGCAUUGUGGUGUAAUUAGGUUUCACAUUUGGGAUGUGUAUAUUGCCCAUUUAAGUAUUUUGGAAAAAUAAUCGGGUUUAAUUAUUUUUCUUACUGGUCGCUGUUAUUCAGUGGUAGAGCAUUACUUUGUAACCGGGAGGUCGCGAGUUCAAGCCCCGCUCACACCAUCGACGCGUCAAACCUAAGACGUUAACAUGGGUAGUGAUUGCUCCUUUGCCAAACGCUCGGCAUUUAGAAGUGAGAAUCACGGGUCUUUCGGACGAUACCUAAGAAAUGGAGGUCGCGGUAGGUAUUGACACGUUAAAGAACCCUCACUGCGACGGUCGUAAACGCUAAGCAUAGGUCUAAAUUUGGGGCACUUCACCUACAAUUGAUGACGUCACAAUAUCGGUGAAAAUUAUCACCGGGAGGUAAAACAACCAUUUUCUUCAUUUCACAGUUAUUAAUAGUGGUUAGGAGUUAGGGUAUUCCAUGUAUCAUCACUAAAUAUAGAAUCGUACCAUAAACCAUUUUUAUUUCUGGAAUAUCAACCAUGGAUACAGAUUUGGAAUCCUAUACAGCUUGUCUACAUAUCAUGUACUGUGCCUUUUCUGUAUAUCUAUACAUGUACACGUAUGUUACAGUGUAUUGAGUUAUAUUUUUUGCAUGGAACAUAUUCUUGAACAGAUUUUUUUUUUAAAGAAUGUAUCUUUGAUGCUAUAUGACAAUAAUAAAUGAGUGACUUGA
Molecule: messenger RNA, 7371 nt
Organism: Ostrea edulis (European flat oyster)
Lineage: Eukaryota; Metazoa; Mollusca; Bivalvia; Ostreida; Ostreidae
Product: unconventional myosin-Id-like
Exons: 22
Coding region: 290-3334 (1014 amino acids)
Biological process (GO): actin filament organization; vesicle transport along actin filament
Cellular component (GO): plasma membrane; microvillus; actin cytoskeleton
Molecular function (GO): ATP binding; actin filament binding; microfilament motor activity
Source: RefSeq, a predicted model, not a curated record